AUGCCACACACAUCCCGACAAAAGCGCCCAUCCGCCACGGCCCACAAACGCCUCCAAGUAACCUCCUCCGACGGCUGGACCCAUGUCACAAGCAGCAACAAUGUGCGCCGGGUGAUGCGCACAUCGCGCGUACCAAGCGAAGCCCGCGCAAAAGAAGAACCCACACUCGGACCCGCGGAAGCACCAGCGCGCCUCACAUUCGACGAUUUGCAGACGCAGUACAUGGCGCAUCGGGAGCGCUGGCUCGAGUCCGAGACAUGGAAGACGCUCUCAAAACUUCUCGUCUCACAAAUACGCGAGAGGGAGCGCAAGACAUUCACGGAUGAAGCAGUACAGGGAUCCGUUGACGCGAUUGUCUGCAUUGGACUCGGGAGUCCGAGUGGGUUCCUGCGCGACGGAUGGGUUGAUCGACGAACCGUAUCGAUGUAUCAGCUCGCAGCGCUGGAUAGUAUUGCGACACAAUUGUCCCGUUCGUUUCAUAUUUCUUCCUAUACCCUAUACCUACACGCAAAAACUAAACUGAAUAAAACCUUCGAUAAACAGGUCCGGAUGAUGGCAUCCCAUUCUCAUUCCCUAUCUCACGCACAGGAUCCCGUCUUCAACGAGCUCGAUUGUUUACUUCUCGAAUCGCUGGGUAUAACGAUCGUCAAGGACCCGGUUGCAUUUCGAGCGCAUCACGCAGAAUACACUCCUGUUCUGCCCCGGUGCGGAGAAAACGCAUCUUGA
Messenger RNA from Penicillium maclennaniae, 726 nucleotides. RefSeq names its product SRR1 family protein. The transcript has a single exon. NCBI's taxonomy places the organism in Eukaryota, Fungi, Ascomycota, Eurotiomycetes, Eurotiales, Aspergillaceae. Bases 1 to 726 code for a protein of 241 amino acids. The record is from RefSeq and is a predicted model, not a curated record.